AUGUCGCAGCGCAUGGAGAAGCCCAUCAACACUCAAGCCGGACGCCAGUAUUGGCAAGCGAGCAGCGCUGACGAUGAUGGUAUGCUGGGAGGCGUGCUUUCGCAGCAAGGCUUUUCUUCCGUCUCCCGAAUUGAUCUGCAAGGCUCCCGAACAUUCUUGGCAAGGCUUGGGGUCGGAACCAAGCGUGGUCGCAAGUCACUGGACUGCGUGCUCGAAGGCGGUGCAGGCAUCGGAAGGGUGACCAAGGGGCUGCUCCUGAAUGUGGCAACGAACGUUGACAUUGUGGAGCCUAUUGUCAAAUUCACAGACCAGAUCAAAGGACAUGAAGGCGUUCGGCAUAUCUUCAACGUGGGCCUUGAAGAAUGGGAACCUCCUGCGGAUGUCAAGUACGACUUGAUCUGGAUGCAAUGGUGCCUCAGCCAACUCACAGAUGCGCAAGUAGUCAAAUACUUGGACACUUGCAAGAGAAUAGUCACUUCACCGUCGACCUUGGUCGUUGUCAAGGAGAAUCUCAGUACAAGUGAUGAGGAUAUCUUCCACGAAGAGGAUAACAGUGUCACAAGAACGGACGCGAAAUGGCGUCAAAUCUUCACAGAAGCGGACAUGGUCAUUGUCAGCACAGAGCUGCAAAGAGGGUUCCCCGAGAGUGGGGGCCAAGCGCUGCUUCCUGUGCGAAUGUAUGCGUUGAGGGCAAAGCAGUCCAAUCUCUGAUUCACUCGUUGGGGAGAUUUUGAGACUGAUGAGUGACUGCGGAGGUUGUUGCAAACUUGCAAAAGGAAUGAGAUUGAGAACAUCAGAUUCCUGUCGAUCGCGGAGCUUUCUUUCCGACUCACAAUACGACGGCCACAAAUUCACAGCUCGAAUACUUCGCC
Emericellopsis atlantica is the source of this 872-nucleotide messenger RNA. RefSeq names its product DUF858 domain protein. The coding region runs from base 1 to 711 and encodes 236 amino acids. Gene Ontology annotation, cellular component: cytoplasm. The record is from RefSeq and is a predicted model, not a curated record. Gene Ontology annotation, molecular function: N-terminal protein N-methyltransferase activity. NCBI's taxonomy places the organism in Eukaryota, Fungi, Ascomycota, Sordariomycetes, Hypocreales, Bionectriaceae. Gene Ontology annotation, biological process: N-terminal protein amino acid methylation. The transcript is spliced from 4 exons.